This is a messenger RNA of Lytechinus variegatus (green sea urchin), 2453 nucleotides long. RefSeq names its product glycoprotein-N-acetylgalactosamine 3-beta-galactosyltransferase 1-like. Gene Ontology annotation, molecular function: N-acetylgalactosaminide beta-1,3-galactosyltransferase activity. The transcript is spliced from 3 exons. The record is from RefSeq and is a predicted model, not a curated record. The coding region runs from base 123 to 1292 and encodes 389 amino acids. Lineage: Eukaryota; Metazoa; Echinodermata; Echinoidea; Temnopleuroida; Toxopneustidae.
UAAGUGGGCCGGUGCGAGACUUGAGCUGAAUUUCUUCCAAUUGUAAUAUAAUGGAAGGUGCGAAGAACCCAGCUAUUGAUGUUGUAAUUCUUUAGAAUGCACUAACUGGACAAUAAACCAAGAUGGAUUUCAAUAGGGUCCUGUCCCUCUCACUUGGCCUCGUUGCGGGGAUAUUGUUUGCUAUCGUUUGGAGCAAAUACGAAGAUUUCUCGUCUGUACUGGACACCAAACUCCAAUCUUACUCCGAAUCAAACUCUGGGGAAAGUCAGGGAAAAGGAAAUAGAGACCAGAGAAAUGACAGAAUCAACAAAUUCCUCCACGGGCAGCGUACAAACGCUGGCAAUCAUCAAACAGGAGUCUCAAAAAAUGGAUUGCAAUAUGGCGUGAAUGGAAAAAGUUUUUACUUCACAUUUGAUAAACCAGUGACGAAUCCCGGCAUGGGAUCCCAAAAGACAGAAGAACAAAUCGAGAUUGCAAGUUGGCAGAUGUUUGAUCCGCAAUAUGAUGCCAAUAAGUUGAAGUCUGCAUUAUCAGUCUUUUGUGUCAUCACAGUCGGGGGUUCGGGUAUACCAUCGUAUGGUAAGUCCUUGUUUCAGUCAUGGACGUCACACUGUAACGACUUUGUCAUAUUGAGCAAUACCGAUGAUGGGAAAUAUAAUGUGAAGAAUGCCCAUCUGCCCGAUGGGCCUUCAAAGUCAUGGGAGAGGACAAAGAACGUCAUGAGUUACGUUGUACAAAAACACCCAAAUUUUGAUUGGUAUGUAAAAGUUGAACAUGAUGUUUUCUUAGUCUUGGAGAAUUACCGCUACAUGCUUCUCAUGCAUCAGGCGUACUUGCCGGGUUUCGCAGGGCACGUGUUAACCGGUACCAACCAGCGUGGUUCGAUCGUAGCUCUGAGCAAAGAGGCAGCCAUCCAAGCCGUGAAGGUCUUCCCAAAGUGUGGCAGUCUGUACGGAGGCAAGGAGGACUUCAGAGAGCUUGAAGCAUGCCUUCGUCAAGCUGGGAUCAGUUCCCGUCAAGAUGGUCGUGAUGGCAAAGGGGUUAGUCGUUUCCAGAUGGUCCUUGUGAAACCUUCAUUACCUCUCAAUGCUCACCAAUCUUUAGACUGGGUGUGGAGGUACAUCGAUAAGCCAGAGAAGCUGGGAGAGGAUGAAUGCUGUAGAGACUACCCUGUAAGUUUUCAUAACUUGUCCCCAAACAGUCUUUACCUGAUGGAUUACAUGGUGUACCAUAUGAGACCGUUUGGAAUCGGGAACUAUGUCUGCCCAGUAGAACAGGAUAAGACAGGAUAGAGAGUUCUGAAUACACUCAAGAUAAUUCACCGUUUGCCUACAGAUUGAUCUACCAGCCGGCUGUUCCAUGCAUAAUUGAUUUUUUUUAUUCCACUAUCAGGUAUGAUCUAUUUCAUCAGCAUUCUCAGUGGUCAAGGUAUCAGACAGCUUUCCUUGAUUUUUGAUUUGCUGACGAGCACUUUUACCGUGGCAACUGUCGGAUGAAAUGUCUGACUUCUUUUCUGACAUACUCCCCUAUAGAAUCCACCCCAACACCAAUAAUAAUGAUAACAGCUGGAUUUUUAAAGCUCUUUUUGCCUUGCCUGAGGAUACAAAGCGCUGCUACUAUUAUUACCCCAGCUAUAGCCAUGCUCCCUACUGGGUACUCGCCUCACCUUGGUUGAGUGUACUACGAUGUAGGUGAAUUUCUUGCUGAAGGAAAGCAGGCCAUGGCUGGGAAUCAAACCCACGUCCCUCAGAUUUAAGGACGAGAGUCGUAACCCCUAGACCAUAACGCCCCCGCAAGUCAGUUUGAGUAAGCUUGUCCAGAAACAGCACUGAAAAAUUCAUCAAAAUCAAAUAUUGCAUGUCAAAGUUGUGACACUUUAAGGGGCACAUCAACUAGUUUUAAAAGAGGGCAUAGCCUUUUGGCUGUAAAUUUCAGGGGAAGGGCCUUGCGUCCAGUCGAAUCUUCUGCAUGGCAGUCAAUGAAUUUGCAACUGUUGGAUUGAUGAGUUAAACCUAUAAAAUUGAUGGGGGUUUUUACUUUGAUUUUCCCCCAAAGAUUUUUCCCAAGCAAGAAGAGAUUUUCCAUUUACCUUUAUUGUAUUAAAAGAUAUACAUGUACAUUUACAUAUAUUUCGUAGAAAUUUACAAGGUGAUGAAAUAAUAAUUAUAUAUUUACCUAAGAUGACCUUAUAUAUAUUUUGUAGUUCAAUGCUUUAACAGCUAGGCUUUAACAUGUUUAUAACAGGUAUCAAAACAAAUAUUGUUCAAUCCAGCAAUGGAUAUGAGGAAUUCUGGAAAGAUUGCAUUUAGGAUCAAAAAUUUUGAGUGAAAUAUACAACAAGUGGGUCAUUUCACAUACUUGCUGAGAGCAAGACUACAGCAGACUACAUAUCGUCGCACGCAUCACAAACCGUCCUCUCUGCGCACUUCAAUGCGAAAGUUAGUUUUGCAGAA